AUGGCUGACUCGUCUCCUCGCAGCGUCUCGUCCCUGACGGGCGCCUCGGUCAAGGCCGUUGCGCCGAAGAACGGUGUCUAUCUUACACUGGAGGACAUCAAAGCAAACAUUUAUCUUGACGACGAUGUGCAUACUUGUCCCACCCGCGUCAUCAGUCUUGAGAACACACUUAAUGGCAUGAUCAUGCCUUUAGAAGAGACCCGGCGAAUCUCCGCCUUCGCUCGCGAGCACAACGUCAAGAUGCAUUGCGAUGGGGCGCGGCUUUGGGAGGUCGCAGCAUCUGGUGCCGGCAGCCUCGUCGAGUUCGCCUCGUGCUUUGACACGGUGACCCUCUGCUUUUCCAAGGGCCUUGGCGCGCCGAUUGGGAGCAUCCUGCUUGGCAGUAAGGAGGUGAUCAAGCAUGCGCGCUGGGUGAGGAAGUCCAUUGGUGGCGGGCUACGUCAGUCAGGUGUCGUCACGGCUGCCGCUCGUGUUGCGGUUGACGAGACCUUCGGAAAGGGUCCCAACGGCGAGGGCGGUUUGUUGAAGAACACGCACACCCUCGCACAACAGGUGGCCAAGAUGUGGACAGACCUCGGCGGCAAGCUCGUUCACCCAGUACACACCAACAUGAUCUGGGUUGACUUAGAGGACGCCCAAUGUCCCGACGCAAGGUUUGAGGAGCUCGGGAAGGAGGCCGGUCUCAAGCUCAUGGGUGGCAGGCUCAUCACACACUACCAGAUAUAUGAGAGACGCGACGAUGUCGUGCCGAAACUGGCAGACAUUUUCAAGGCUGUGUUUGAUAGUAAGGAGAAGGGCGGUGCAAUUUCUCAACACGAAAAAGGGGAGGCAUCCAUGUAUCGCUCACAGUAG
Molecule: messenger RNA, 852 nt
Organism: Chaetomium globosum CBS 148.51
Lineage: Eukaryota; Fungi; Ascomycota; Sordariomycetes; Sordariales; Chaetomiaceae
Exons: 1
Coding region: 1-852 (283 amino acids)
Biological process (GO): L-threonine catabolic process; glycine biosynthetic process
Cellular component (GO): cytosol
Molecular function (GO): L-allo-threonine aldolase activity
Source: RefSeq, a predicted model, not a curated record